UUCAUUUCGUAUUUUAUAUAUCUCUCUCCACUUUCCCCUUUUCUAUUUGCAUUUGCCCUUUCUUUCUUCCCCCCAUCUGUCUAUUUGCCUGUGCCUGUGUCCGUUCGAGAUUAACACACAGGCAUUCCAACAAACACAAGCACGAAAAUGGCUACUACUGGUGGAGUAAAGGGGAGGAAGAGAGUGGAGGCCUCUUCGGAGCCCCAGACUGCCGCUUCUCUCCUUCGCGCCAAAGAUGGCAGCGCUUUUGCUCGAUGUGAAGAGUGCAACAAGAAUGUUCCAGUGGCUCUCAUAAGCAUGCACAGUUGCAGCCUCGAAGCCAAAAUCAAACUUAAUCUCGAGGCUCAACUCGUGGAGAUGUCCACUGAAUCCAAAAAAAAGCCUGCAGACAGGAAGAAAUUAGGUACAACAGGACCUAAGGCAAAGAAAGCAAAAACUGAGAAGAAGGUGAAGAAGGGCAAGGAUCCAAGCAUGCCCAAGCGCCCUCCCACUGCCUUCUUUCUCUUCAUGGAUGACUUUAGAAAGGCCUAUAAGGAAGCACAUCCCGAUUCCAAGGACGUCAAAGUGGUUGCAAAGGAGGGUGGAGAGAAGUGGAGAAACUUGACUGAAGAAGAGAAGAAAGUUUAUCAGGAUAAAGCUUCUGAUCUUAAGAUGGAGUAUGCAAAGGCCUUGGAGAGUCAUAAUGCUGAAGAUGAAGAUGGUGAUAGAGGUUCAGAGAAGGAAGUGGAGGGAGCAUCUGAUGGAGAGUAGGGCAUGUUGAAUUUUCAUCUGUGAUGAUUGGUUCUGGUCCAUUGUAAAUUUUUAGAACUGGUUUUGUCUAAUAGUUGGAGUGUAGAUGUUAGAAGCUUUCUCAAGGGAAAAUAGUGUUUCUUGGUUUGGGGCACCAUUUGUAUUCUUCUCAGAAUGCUAAUUGUUGGUAAACUUGCCAAGUAUCUGGCCUAAGUCACUUUCUUGUUAUUCUUAUAGU
Juglans microcarpa x Juglans regia is the source of this 967-nucleotide messenger RNA. Its product is annotated as high mobility group B protein 7-like. The record is from RefSeq and is a predicted model, not a curated record. The coding region runs from base 148 to 750 and encodes 200 amino acids. Lineage: Eukaryota; Viridiplantae; Streptophyta; Magnoliopsida; Fagales; Juglandaceae. The transcript has 8 exons.